CACGUGCAUCUCUUUCCCGGCCCAAGAACACUCUCACUUACAUGAUUUCACUGAUGUACCCUUCUUCUUCCUCCUCUCUGUUCCAAACCCAAGUACUACAAUAAUUCUCUCACAUUCCCAUGGAAGGUAAAGCCAUCGCGACGUCUCUCGGUGGUGAUCGUGUAUUGAUAUUCCCGUGUUCUCCUCGCUCUUCCUUCGUUUUUACAUCCCGGCUCUCUAGCCUGCCUCUAAAGCGUGCGUCUAUCGGUGGUGCUGUCUCUUGUUCCGGCGUCAAUGGCUUGACUCGGUGGAAUUCCAUUGUUUCGACUCGCCGACUCGUUCCUGUUCGUUCAAUUAACUCGGAAUCGGACUCGGACUCCGACUUCCCUCACGAGAAUCAGCAGGGAAAUCCAGGUUUGGGGAAAUUUAAGGAAUACCAAGAAUGGGACUCAUGGACGGCCAAGUUCUCCGGUGGAGCAAACAUUCCGUUUCUCAUGCUCCAAUUGCCUCAGAUCAUCCUCAAUACCCAGAAUCUUUUGGCGGGAAACAAUACCGCUCUUUCGGCUGUCCCAUGGCUGGGAAUGUUGACUGGUUUGUUAGGAAACCUUUCGUUGCUUUCUUAUUUUGCUAAGAAGAGAGAAAAAGAAGCAGCUGUGGUGCAAACACUGGGAGUGGUCUCUACUCACAUUGUGCUUGCACAGCUCACAAUGGCUGAAGCAAUGCCUAUUCAGUAUUUUGUUGCUACUUCAGCUGUUGUCACCAUCGGUCUCAUUGUGAACUGUUUGUACUAUUUCGGUAAGCUUAACAAUACACAAAUGCAGGGCUAUAAAAAAUUUGAUGCCGGGAAAAAAAUACUAAAGAAGCCUAGAACGGACCAUUGCAGUAAAAAGAUCCAGCUUUGGAAGCUCGACUACACAAUCGACUAAUGAAAACUGAAAAUUAUCAAAAGCAAUUCAUUUAAGAAAGUCUACCUUCCAUUGAAGACGAUAAAGAGCUCACAAGAUUAUAGGCGACAGUAGCGAUGAUGUUAGUUUAUUUCUGUUUCUCUUUGGUAUCAAGAUUGAAUCCUGAGAGUUCGACUUCGAUUGUGUAGUUGUUGAGAAUUGUG
Arabidopsis thaliana (thale cress) is the source of this 1087-nucleotide messenger RNA. RefSeq names its product maltose excess-like protein. NCBI's taxonomy places the organism in Eukaryota, Viridiplantae, Streptophyta, Magnoliopsida, Brassicales, Brassicaceae. The record is from RefSeq and is marked reviewed. Gene Ontology annotation, biological process: maltose transport. The transcript is spliced from 4 exons. The coding region runs from base 120 to 905 and encodes 261 amino acids.